CACCUCCUCGGCGGCGGCGGCGAGCUCCCCGCAGGCAGGCCCGGAGACACCCCCUCCCCCGACGGGACAGCCUUGGCGGGCGCAUCCCCCGCCCUCGCCCUGGUCCACGGUCUUCAGCCCGCCCUGCCCAGCCCGGCUCUGCAGGACGUGGAGGCUGGCUGCCAGCGCGAGGGGGACCCUGCCUCCCUGCUCGUAUAUGGCAAAGUUUCUCGCGGCGCUCCUGGGCUGCACGUUGCCGAGCAAGGGCGCCUCUCCCGUGCUGGAGUCAAAAUCCCAAGUCGGCCUGAAAUCAAGCACAAAGCAAAAGGGCACCAUUUUUAGCACACUGGCUGGCGAGAAGUCCUCAUCUGACUACAAAAAGGAACAGCCAUGGAAGCCUGUGGACUGCAGCCUCGCUACCGUGUGCCUUUCCAGCCCUCUCAUUGAGAAGCCAGGAGGCAAAGAAAGUAUGCCUCAGACACCUCCCUUUUCAGCGAUGUUUGACAGCAGCGGUUACAACCGAAACCUCUACCAGUCUGCAGAGGACAGCUGUGGGGGCUUGUAUUACCAUGACAACAACCUCCUUUCCGGGUCUCUGGAAGCACUCAUCCAACACUUAGUACCCAAUGUGGAUUACUAUCCAGAUAGGACGUACAUAUUCACCUUCCUGCUCAGUUCUCGGUUAUUCAUGCAUCCGUACGAACUGAUGGCCAAAGUCUGCCAACUGUGCGUUGAGCACCAGCGACUGAGCGAAGGGGAGGGUGAUAAGAACCAGAUGAGAAAAAUUGCACCUAAAAUUCUUCAACUCUUGACGGAGUGGACAGAAACAUUUCCUUAUGACUUCCGGGAUGAGAGGAUGAUGAGAAACCUAAAGGACCUGGCGCAUAGAAUGGCCAGUGGCGAGGAGCAGACAUACCGGAAGAACGUCCAGCAGAUGAUGCAGAGUCUGAUCCGGAAACUCGCCGCCCUCAGCCAGUAUGAGGAGGUCCUCGCAAAACUCAGCUCCACAGCCACAGACCGGCUCACAGUUCUGAAGACCAAGCCCCAGUCCAUACAGCGCGAUAUCAUGACCGUCUGCAGCGACCCUUACACGUUGGCCCAGCAGCUGACUCACAUUGAGCUGGAGAGACUCAAUUACAUUGGCCCAGAAGAGUUUGUUCAGGCAUUCGUGCAGAAGGACCCUCUGGACAACGAUAAGAGUUGCUACGGCGAGCGGAAGAAAACGAGAAACUUAGAAGCUUACGUAGAAUGGUUUAAUCGCCUGAGUUACUUGGUUGCUACAGAAAUCUGCAUGCCAGUGAAGAAGAAACACAGAGCAAGAAUGAUUGAAUAUUUCAUCGACGUGGCUCGAGAGUGUUUCAACAUUGGAAACUUCAAUUCCUUGAUGGCAAUAAUCUCUGGUAUGAAUAUGAGCCCGGUUUCUCGACUAAAAAAAACUUGGGCCAAAGUGAAGACUGCAAAGUUCGACAUUCUUGAGCAUCAGAUGGAUCCUUCUAGCAAUUUCUAUAACUAUAGAACGGCUCUCCGAGGGGCGGCGCAGAGGUCCCUGACUGCUCACAGCAGCAGAGAGAAGAUUGUGAUACCAUUCUUCAGUCUCUUGAUCAAAGAUAUUUAUUUCCUCAACGAGGGCUGUGUCAACCGUCUUCCAAACGGCCAUGUCAAUUUUGAGAAAUUUUGGGAACUGGCCAAGCAAGUGAGUGAAUUCAUGACGUGGAAACAGGUGGAGUGUCCGUUUGAGCGGGACAGGAAGGUCUUACAGUACCUGCUCUCAGUGCCCGUGUUCAGUGAAGACGCUCUCUACUUGGCUUCAUAUGAGAGUGAAGGACCUGAAAAUAAUAUAGAGAAGGACAGAUGGAAGUCUUUAAGGUCCAGCCUUUUGGGCAGAGUUUAACAUAAGGAGAGUGCCGUCAAGGCUGCUGCUGCUCCUGCUCCUGCAUCUGCAUCUCCAUCAAACAGACCCUGGAGGGGCUGGCCUUUGUUUAAUGGCAUCCAGUACUAGGAACCACCAUGCAGACCCUGCAAGCAAGCCCAGAGGCAGCUCAAAUGGGAAACUCAUUUCCCACAGCUGACAGAUUGACUCGGAUAUAUAUAUAUUUUUUUUCUGAGACUGAACUCUUCACUGAAGACACUUGAGAAAGAAUCCUCUGAAAGUCCUGGCUCUGCAUAUGAUUCAUCUCCUGGAAUUUCCAUGUGAAUCACAGCUCUGCACCUGGAUGGAGUUUUCUUUUGUGUGUGUGUGUGUGUGUGGUUUUGGAUUUUUUUUGUUUUUGUUUUUGUUUUUUUCUUUUGCUUGAACUUUUGCUGCUAAUGGAACUUACCAGCUGAGUGCUGGCUCUGUGGAAGCCUGCGUGUGUUUCUUUAUUAAUUUAAAUGAAAAAGGGAGAGGAGGGAGGGGACUCCCCUCCCCCAGUUUGGAUUGGACCUCAGCGUGAACAGUAUUCCAGUGAGGGCGAAGACUGUGGACGUCUGCUGCAGACAUUCCCUUAGCACGUGCAGUAUUGUAAACGCCUCUCCCUCCUCUUCCUCCAAGGUUUUGAGUUGGCUGCUGGCUAGCAAACUCCUUCUCACCCAUAUAAGUUAUUUAAUAUUAUAAUGAAGCUCAACACUGUGGUAGGAAAAUAGCCACUAGGAAAAGAAGAAAAAAAAAAAAAAAAAGCAGAGUUUGUCGCUGUUGGACCGCCCAUCCUGCUGGAAGAGCUGUGUUUCCUUCAUCCUUCUGAGCUGUUUACAACUGACCACUGUGUCCUAUAGAUGUAUUUUUCAGUAGUUCUCGUUUUUGUUGUUGUUGUUACUUGCUUUUCCAUGACGCUCUCUGUUCAUGUAAAUGCUCUGACUUCAAGGGUCCUGGAAACAAAUCCGGACAUACCCGCGAUUGUUUUUAACUAAUUGCUCAUUAUUUCCUGGAAUCUGUUGACCACUAAACAUGUAAACAAGGAGUAAAUUGGAAAGGUUACCUCCUCUCCCCCCUGGCAGCGCACAAAACAAGUGAAAACCAGCUUGUGGUUAACUCUCAGAUUAAUCUAAUUGUGAGCCAAGUCACCUGUUAACAUCUAAAUAGGUCCGUAGUUGCUCGGCAAGCAAGCCAUUCUGUAUACUCUAGGAGUAGUGACCCCAGCUAAUGAAAGCCCGCCACACCAAGGCCCAAACCCAGAAGUCUUUGUUAACCCUUUUGAUGCCGUACUGAGAAUCAGCAUGUCUUUGUCCAACAGGCCUGAACUGUCUCCAAGUUGUCCCUUCACAACGUCAAUACAUUUUACACUCUGCA
This is a messenger RNA of Psammomys obesus (fat sand rat), 3244 nucleotides long. It is a transcript of the gene Rasgef1b, whose product is annotated as RasGEF domain family member 1B. The coding region runs from base 197 to 1870 and encodes 557 amino acids. The record is from RefSeq and is a predicted model, not a curated record. The transcript is spliced from 17 exons. Gene Ontology annotation, biological process: Ras protein signal transduction; positive regulation of GTPase activity. Gene Ontology annotation, molecular function: guanyl-nucleotide exchange factor activity. Gene Ontology annotation, cellular component: plasma membrane. Lineage: Eukaryota; Metazoa; Chordata; Mammalia; Rodentia; Muridae.